AUGCCCGCUUCCUCCCCUACUGGCAACACUCCCUAUCCCACUGGAGGCUACGGCGGCAGCGGCCACAUCACGACCAACGGAAACAAGUGGGCCAUCACCUACACCCCUUACGCUCAGUCUGGCCUGUGCAAGUCCCGUGAGGAGAUUGUAGCCGACAUCAAGAAGAUCCACGACCUUGGCUUCACCACGAUCCGUGCCUACAGCACUGAAUGCAAUGUCUUCGAGUGGGUUGUGCCCGAGUGCCAGAAGUACGGAAUCAAGAUCAUCUACGGUAUCUUCCUCGAGGCCAACGGCAAGGGCUGCUUCUCUGAGCACGCCGACCAGCAGCUCCAGGAAAUCAAGAACAAGGCGCCCAAGGACUCUGUCGCCAUGGUCGUUGUUGGUAACGAGUGCAUGUUCAACGGUAACUGCCAGCCCCAGCAGCUUGCGUCGUACAUCGACCACGUCCGCCAGGAGCUCUACGCCGCCGGUUUCCCCAGGACCAUUGCCAUCACCACCUCUGAGCCCGUCGGUACCUGGCAGGAGAAGGGUGCCGCCCUCUGCGACCACAUUGACGUGACUGCCUGCAACGUCCAGCCCUACUUUACGGAUUCCAUCACCGCCGACAUGGCCGGAGACUUUGCCGUCACGCAGCUCAAGCUCGCCGCCGAGGUGUGCCCUGGUCCCUCAAACAACGGUUCGUACAUUCUCGAGAUUGGUUGGCCAUCCCAGGGCUCGCCCAACGGCCAGGCCGUCCCCGGCGUCAACCAGCAGAAGACUGCCAUCCACAGCAUCAUGGACAAGGUUGGUGACCACUGCGCUGUCUACUCUUUCAACGACGACUCGUGGAAGCCUGCUGGUCCCCACGGUGUGGAGCAGCACUUUGGCUGCACUGACGCUCUCGCCUCGUACUAA
Molecule: messenger RNA, 894 nt
Organism: Exserohilum turcica Et28A
Lineage: Eukaryota; Fungi; Ascomycota; Dothideomycetes; Pleosporales; Pleosporaceae
Product: glycoside hydrolase family 17 protein
Exons: 1
Coding region: 1-894 (297 amino acids)
Biological process (GO): cell wall organization
Cellular component (GO): fungal-type cell wall; extracellular region; cell surface
Molecular function (GO): glucan endo-1,3-beta-D-glucosidase activity; 1,3-beta-glucanosyltransferase activity
Source: RefSeq, a predicted model, not a curated record